AUGAGCAAGCGCAACUUGCAGCUGUUGAAACGCGCGCCUCUCGACCUCCCGCCGCCCAAACCUGAUGUCAAAGAGGAUCAAGAUGAGCUGGUCAAUCAUUAUUUGAGUCAAAAUAUGCUCGAGCCUCAAGAAAAGACGCCGGAACCCGCGCCGGUGACAGAUGUGCAGGAACAACCUGAUAUGACUGAAGAUACACUUGAUGAUCCCACUGAAGAAGUGGAACAGAUAUUUAGAGGUAUAAAGAUAGAAGUGCAAGGCCUAGACGAGGAGGCUAUAAGCGAGAUAGGCGCGGAGGUGGCGGCGGCGGGCGGCGUGCUGGUGGCGGGCGGCGCGCGCGGCGACUACGUGCUGGCGCCGCUCGACUGGGACGCGGCGGACGCGGGGGGCGCGGGGGGCUGUGUCACCGUGUUCUGGAUUAAAGACUGUCUGUCACAAGGAGAGCUUCUGCCGGUGCAGUACUACCACCGGCCGGUGCGGGUGCCGCAGUGGGCGGCGCGCGGCCCGCUGGCGGGCGUGGUGGCCAGCCUCAGCACCUACAGCGGGGUGGAGAGGGCCUUCCUCGAUGAAUUGGCCAAGUUGCUUGGCGCUACUACACAACUCCGUUUCUGCCGUCGUAACACAGCAAAUGCUCAAGCCUCAACCCACCUCAUAUGUCCCACGCCUACCGGUGAUAAGUACUUGGGCGCGGUGAAGUGGGCGCUGCCGGCGGUCACGGCGCAGUGGCUGCUAGAUUGUGCUAAAGAAGCUCGUAGAGUGCACGAAGGACCGUAUUUAGUUGGUGAGACUAAAGCACCGCCGUUACCAGUGCAGCCAGAACCAGAAGAAAGUGAGGAAGUUGACAAGCAAAUACAUAUAACAGAUAAGGACAAGGAAAACGCAAUGCUGCCACCUACUACGAAUGCACCACGACGGGGUUCUUUACAGAAAGAACAAACACCUAUAAGGAAAGUUGUAAAUGACGGUGGCGAUACAGAUAACAUGUCGCCUGCUUCACGCUAUAUAGCGAUGGCACGUCAGGGACUUUUAGGGUGCGACUCUCAGGAAACUCCUAAACGGUUGCAAGAGUUAAAAGAAGACGAUCAACAAGGCGCGUGCACAGUGCGCACGCCGCCGCUGGAGGAGGCGCUGUCGUCGCCCAACCUGGCGGCGCUGAGCCCCACCACGCGGCGCCGCCUGCGCGCGCUGCGCCGCGGGGAGAUGCCCUCCGACCCCAUCCGGACACCCAUAGACCCAUUCGAUAAGAACACAGUGACGCCGGAUAGCGCGUUCGGCGCGGCGCUGCGGCCCGGCUCCGGCCUGUCGCCGGACGCGAGGAAGCGGCUGUGGCGUGUCGUCAGCGACCUGCCCACCAAGCAGCCUCAGAUAGCCAAAGACAAGCAUACUCCAUUAUCUGAAAUUCGGAAUCGAUUUUUGGCACAAUUCAACGGCGACGCACCAACCCCGCCGUCCGAGCAUCACGUUGUACCAAGGAAGCUGCAAUUACAGGACCAAGCUGAAACUCCACCACCUAAAAUGGCGAAGCUCUCCGAAGAUCAAAGCGCGGGCGGUCUAAACAUAACGGAGAACAACGCGACCCCAAAAGCCGCUUCAAGCGCUUCGACCCGCAGCAGCACGCUGCCCGCCGCCGUGGACCAGCAACUGCUGCGGCUGAACGCAGCGCUGUCCAGCCGCUUGAGCUCACAGAAGAAACGGGCGAGAGAUUCUGUCACGAUUGUACCAGCACCUGAAGUGGAAGCGGGGUCCGACUCUCAAGUGAACACAGUGGGAUGGGAUGACACCACUCCAGCGGUUAAGAUAUUUAUGUUGUCUUCCAAUGUAGACAACCGCGAGGAGAUAAUGGAGAUGAUCACACACCUCCGUGGUGCGGUGUGCGAGGGCGCGGAGCCGGACGCGCGCGCCACGCACCUGCUGUGCGCCGCGCCCGGCCGCAGCGAGAAGAUGCUGGGCUCCGUGGCGGCGGGGCGCUGGGUGCUGCACCCCGCCUACGUCGUGCGCAGCCGCCAGCACGGCGGGUUCCUUGAUGAGGAGGAGUUCGAGUGGGGCAACCCCCGCGCGACGUCGCUGCCGGCGGCGGGCGGCGCCGAGCGCGCGCUGGCGCGCGCCGCGCACCGCUGGCGGGUGGCGCGCGCGCGGCGCCUGCCCGGGCCCUUCGCUGGUACUAUCGCCCUACUCCACGUGCCGGCGGCGAGGAAGCGGCUCCUCGCGCGGCUCAUAGAGGCCGGUGAUGGCACUGUUUCUGAGGAAGAGCCGCCAUAUACCAAUGCGAAUAUAACAGUAUGUUUCGCGGAUAUAAAGCGGUAUCCGCUAUCCGAGAGGGAUACAGCUUGGCUCAUAUCUAAUAGGAUACCAGUAUGUCCGCCUGUCCUGCUCAGCUCCUACCUAACAGAUGAAACUACACCGGACCCCAAAGACCACUGCUUGCCGGAUUUUAAAUUGAAA
Molecule: messenger RNA, 2439 nt
Organism: Brenthis ino (lesser marbled fritillary)
Lineage: Eukaryota; Metazoa; Arthropoda; Insecta; Lepidoptera; Nymphalidae
Source: the annotation of a GenBank genome assembly